Messenger RNA from Owenia fusiformis, 4452 nucleotides. Lineage: Eukaryota; Metazoa; Annelida; Polychaeta; Sabellida; Oweniidae. The record is from the annotation of a GenBank genome assembly.
AUGGAUAAAGUGUUUUACAUGACUGAUGUCCAUGCUAACUUGGAGUACAGUGAUAUUUGUCGCCUGAUCCCAUUCAACUUCACAACUCAAGAUGCCACACGCGUUUUGCAUAACAAGUUCAUCAUUAUUAUUGGUGACUCAAUUCAAAGGAUGGUCUACAAAGACCUUGUCUUCUUGUGUCAGAAUAAUCACUUUACUCCAGAAUCAAGGAUAACAAAAAAGGGUGAGCUCUCAUUUGAAAAUGAUGAACUGAUAGAAGGUGGUAAACUUGGCUUGAUGGUAAAUGAGCCCACAUACAGAGAAGUGCGGCAAUACACAGCCCAGAAUCUCAUCAUAAGAUUCUAUUUCAUCACACGUGCCUAUAGUGCCUACAUGGAGACAAUACUAGAGGACUUGGCAUCUGGACCCCAGCCUGAUCUUAUUCUCAUAAACUCCUGUCUUUGGGACAUGACGAGGUAUGGUGUUGGAUAUAUGGAGGGCUAUAGGACCAAUCUCACAGCACUGAUGGAAGGAUUGAAUAGAGCCUUGCAACGUAAUACCCUUGUCAUUUGGGCCACAGCUCUGCCUGUUUCAGAGAGUUGCAGGGGAGGAGUCAUUACACCAGAGCUUGAACAUCGCAGCAAGUCCUUGAAUAAUGAUGUGAGUCAGGCUAAUCUUUGGGCCCAGAAAAUUGUGUCUCACUAUAAUUGUCGUAUCCUGGAUCUCAAUUUCUUCUUCCGAAAGCAGGGAUUCCGUAGAAGAGGAGAUGGAACACACUGGGAUAGGGUGUCCCACAGACAUAUCACUAACCUGCUACUUCAUACUGUGGCUGAACUUUGGGUGUUUAUGGGCCGACCUGUUGGAUACAAUUCACCUCAUCUGAAGAAUGGUCCUUUCAUAAGGAGUCCAGUGAAGGACCUAGCCAGGCUUGCAGGUUACCACUCUGGUAACAUCCACAUAUUUGAUAGCCAGUUAAGAGAGAAACAGAAACAAGAGGCGGGUUUGUCUUCUGACUCCACUUGCAAACCUACAACAAAACCAACAGGGAAACUUAUGACUCAAACUAAUCCAACAACAAAACCAACAGGGAAACUUGUGACUCAAACUAAUCCAACAACAAAACCAACAGGGAAGCUUAUGACUCAAACUAAUCCAACAACAAAACCAACAGGAAAACUUAUGACUCAAACUAAUCCAACAACAAAACCAACAGGGAAACUUGUGACUCAAACUAAUCCAACAGCAAAACCAACAGGGAAACUUGUGACUCACACUAAUCCAACAACAAAAUCUCCAAAAACUGUGACUGAACAAAAUGAUGCCCUACGUAAAGAUGUGGACAGAAGGUUUCUCAUAAUAGUUGAUAAGAACAUCAAGGAGGCUUACCGAACCAAUAACAAAGCCAAAGUGGAACUUUUGGAGAAUCUAAAGCUGAAAUAUGGUCAGUUGGUUGAAACAGGGAAAACACCAUCAUGGAAAAAUCCUAAAAGUUUUCGUAAGUCAUCUGUGAAGCUGUUGACAUGUUUGAGUCCACCUGGGUGUUGUUCACUUCUCCGGGAAAAUCUCUCUGAUUCAGACAAAGCUAGUGCUCAGAGUAUCAUCAAGAAUAUACAAGAAAAUGACAAAAUAUCAAAAUCACUAGUUCAAACUGUUAUCAGGGGUAAACAGGCAGACUCCAUAGAGGAUGGAAGCCCAGAAGAGCAUGACAACGCCAUACCUUGGGAUAUCAAAGACGUCAUAGAGGAAAGUGAAUUUCUUGAUCAGGUCGAUGAAUAUCUGUACAAGGCAAGAGAAAACAAUGAAUCUCCAAAGGUUGAGCUACUUGAGAUGAUGAAAAUCAAGUAUAAUCUCUUGUCAUCUUGGGCACCAAACAGGGUGACAAAGUUUAGAAAAGAAUCCAAGGAGCUCAUGCAGUUAUUUAGUCCCCCUGGUUCUUCCCAUCUCCAUGAUCCAAACCUCAAUCAUUCAACUGUGCAGAGGUUCAACAGCAUAAUGGAAAACAUUCUUAGUCCCAUUUCUGCUAUGGGUCUCCCAAUGUCAUUAGAUGAAGCCCUGGACCAGCAUAUGGCAGUUGCCCAUGCAAACAAUGAGAUUGCCAAAGAAGAACUGAUUGAUAUGUUGAGACUGAAACAGGCUUAUCUUGGUGCUGAGUCAAAUAAGGCAGCUCUUGAAGAGUUCCAGUUAUCUGCAAUUGAGCUUUUGGGGUAUUUAAGUCCACCUGGUGCAGAUUUCUUUUUCCCGAUUGAUCUUCCAACAUCUGUGAAACAAAUGCUGCAUGAAACAAUGGCUAGUUUGAUGGAUACUUUGAAACCUAUCCUAGCCAAACAGAAGGCUAAAACUGCCAUAAGAGUAGCAUCAGUUGAGAAGCAACACUCUAAAGAUGGUAAUAACAACAGACAGGUGAAGUCAACAAAGGGGCAUCCAUCCAUAGGAGCAUUGAAUGGUUCUAAUGAAAGGAGUCAAGUAGGUCCCCAGAUAACUACAGAGGGUCAAGCAGGUCUCCAAGAGUCCCUGGGUCAUACAGAAGGUGAAUACCCUUCUGAGCUCAAAACUAGACCUACUCCUCAACCACACAUGAUCUUAGAAAACACUAGACACCAGAGAACGACAGAUACACCAACAGUCCAACAAAACAAAGAUAGGAAAGACAUAUUGGCAUCAUCGCCCCAACUGGGUGUACCUUAUGGUCCAUCUCUACCAUGUAUGAGUCCUGAAAGAAAUCAACCUGACUCAAAUAAUAAGGAGAAGUGGAGCCCAGUUUUAUAUGAAACCAGGAAACAGUUGCACACUAUGGAGGUUCCAGCAAACUUCAGCUUUGGUCAUCAAGCAACACCACUGACUUCAUCAGUCAGGGCUCGGAGAAAAAGUGAUGAAGUUGAUAUACUUGAAAACCCCUUCCCUAGUAGUGCUGAAAUCUCAAACGACAACAAGAGUCAGAAAUCCUUUGUCUUUAACUCAACUAGAGGAGUGAUGCGGAGAGAAUUUCAAGUUGUACAGAUGAAGGACACCCCAACUACAUGUACCAGUGCUCAAAUUAGCAACUUACAAAAGAAUCAACAAUCAUAUAUAUCUAGCAACAUAUGUGAGAUACCUUUGAAGUCACAAGUCACCACAGGUGAAGUCAACACAGGUGUUAACCAAGGAGAAAGUCCAGAUGUCAAAAGUGGGAAAGCACCAACACCCAAUCAUGAAAUCUUCAAACCCAAUAAAAGUCAAACAUGUUGUGUUUCAACAACAAAAAAUGAAACAUCCUGGAAUCCCUCAAGUGUAGAAGUCACUCCUAGAAAGAAUCAACAUGUGACUAUUCAGGGAAGUUCCACACCAAGAUUUAAAACCUUCCAAAGGAGCCAACCAUCUUCGGACUCCAUCAGCAAAAGUGAGAAACAUUUAAGGUUUCCUAUUACAUGGAUCAAAAGCCCUGAUGCUGUGUUCAAACCAAACAAAGCAAUGUCUAACAUGUCUAAAGCUCUGAUAAGUCCAAGUGAUCAAAUUGAUGUGGCUGAUGAAAACUUUGGACAUCCCAAUUCCUCAAUCACAAAAUAUGUUAUCCCCUGUGCCUCCAUAAGCAACAAAAAUGGAAAAAUGAUAGCCUGUAGUUUGAUUGGUCGAUACUUGAAACACUUGGGAAAGGAGUACGAACAGCCCUGUCAUGAACGACCAAAACAAGAGAAGACAAAUGGACUUCUUGGAAGGUACAUUCAACGUAUCAUUGAGGCUCGUGAACACAAACAACUCUCACCCGAUGAAAUAUAUCCUGACAUUAUGAAAGAAAACAAUAGCAAUGUCAUGGAAAUGACAUCUCCAAAUGGCGUCUCUGAGCUUCAAAGCAAUAGAAAUAAUCUCAACUCUGAGUCAAAUACACCAAAGGAGGACAAUAAGAUAUCACUUAACAUUCCCAUAAUGCUAUCUUCCAAAGACUCAGAUAGCUUUGAUGAACCACAAGAUCGAUGUGAGGAAAUACCACUGAGAAGUAAAGAUGAUAUGGAAAGCAUGAACCCUCCAAGUAAUGAGCCUCUGUCAGCAGUUGGUUCUCUUAACCAUGAAGUAAAGCCCCUUCCAGCUGAGUCUCCCUCCCUCUAUGUGGCUACUGGAGAUGAGACCUCAUUGAAUGAAGAAUUUUCUGAAAUUUCAUUAAAUGAAGCGUUUUUAACAAUGGAUGUGUCUAGUCCAACUGAUAUUCCAAAAUGUUCUGGGGUGUUUUUUUCUUCUGGUGUGUCAAAUUCUGCUGCAGUGUCAAAACCUGACAAGACUACUGGUUGGUCAAACCCAACUGCUGUGUCAGUCAUAAAUAAUGAGCCAAUUACAAGGCACAGACACAAUUCCCGUUCAAUUUUGAGACACCCCAACUCUCCUUCGCCAUCUAAAAGGGUCUCAUUUGACUCUAAACUUCACAUUCGUAUCUUACCUGAAGUGCCUCCAAGACCAACAUCCCUACGUCGACCAAAUAUUCCUAUGCAAGCUCUGCAGCUCUAG